Molecule: messenger RNA, 2392 nt
Organism: Pogona vitticeps (central bearded dragon)
Lineage: Eukaryota; Metazoa; Chordata; Lepidosauria; Squamata; Agamidae
Gene: LMOD3
Product: leiomodin 3
Biological process (GO): pointed-end actin filament capping; actin filament organization; myofibril assembly
Cellular component (GO): myofibril; striated muscle thin filament; cytoskeleton
Molecular function (GO): tropomyosin binding; actin binding
Source: RefSeq, a predicted model, not a curated record
AUAUGCUUCAGUCCUCACUUACUCUUCCACAAUGAUCUUCUAAGAUCAAGCUGUGCUACCUUUUCUGACAAAAGAGCCCGUCAGAACAUUGAAGGGUUUCCUAGGGCCAGAUAAUUUUCACCCAAUCUGGCUGUUCAGUUUUCUGAUUUUUACCUGUGUUGCUCUUUUUAGACACUUCUGUGGGUGUUGCCUGUUUUAACCAGUAGAGAACAUGUCUGAGUUCAGCCAAAACUCUGACCAGGAGGAUGUUUUUUCUGAGGAGAUUGAUGAAGACGAAAUUUUAGCAAACUUGUCCCCAGAAGAACUGAAGGAGCUACAAAGCGAAAUGGAAGUCAUGGCUCCAGACCCCGAAGUGCCAGUUGGAAUGAUACAGAAAGAUCAGACUGAAAAACCCCCAACAGGAAACUUUGACCACCGAUCCCUGGUUGAUUACUUGUAUUGGCAGAAGGCAUCCAGGCGCGUGCAUGAAGAUGAGAGAGUUCCAGUCACUCUCUUACCAUCGGAGAGACUCACUUCAGAAAGGUCCGAAGAAAAUGUUGCCAAGGAUAGCAAUGAGAAUCAAAUGGUGAAGAAUAUGGCACAGGAAACAAAUGGAGAUGUAAGAGACUACAAAGAUAAUGAAGAAGAAGAGGAGGAGGAGGAGGAAGAGGAAGAGGAGGAGGAGGAGGAACUCCUUCCUACCCGUGAGGAAGACGAGGAGGAGGAGGAGGAGGAAGAUGGUGACAAAGCAAAGGAACAAGAUGAAGAAGAUGAAAAAGUUAAGGAAAAUCCAGGGGCAACAGGUGAAAAAGAAGAAAAAAGUGAAACAAAAGUGUCAAAGUUAAAUAUUCCCAAAAAGUUAGCUCUUGACACCAGUUUUAUUAAGUUAAGUGCAAGACCUUCAGGAAAUCAAACCAACCUAGAACAGAGUUUGGCAAAAGUCCAGAAGAAUGACCCAGACAUGACAGAACUCAAUCUGAACAACAUUGAGAACAUCCCUAAAGAAAUGCUGAUGGACUUUGUCAAUGCCAUGAAAAAGAACAAGCACAUAAAAACGUUCAGUUUAGCCAAUGUGGGGGCAGAUGAUAAUAUCGCUUUUGCCCUGGCCAACAUGCUACGUGAAAACAGGAGCAUCACUACUUUGAAUAUUGAUUCCAACUGCAUCUCAGGUAAAGGGAUUGUUGCUCUUAUGAGGUGCCUGCAGUACAAUGAGAAGUUGACUGAGCUGCGUUUUCACAAUCAGAGGAGUAUGUUGGGCCAUCAAGCAGAGAUGGAGAUUGCCAGGCUACUAAAAGCCAACCCUACCCUACUUAAGAUAGGCUACCACUUUGAACUUCCCGGUCCCAGGAUGGUGGUGACCAAUCUGCUUAGCAGAAACCUUGACAAGCAGAGGCAGAAAAGGAUGGACGAGCAAAGGCAGCAACAAUUAAAGCAGCAGAAAGAGCUAAUAGCCAUGUUAGAGAAUGGACUCGGGUUGCCUCCUGGGAUGUGGGAACUGCUGGGGGGACCAGUGCCAGCCGCAAUGAUACCUCCGCCGGCGCAACCUCCCAGGCCACCCGUCGCCAAAGCUCCAUCUGCUGGCAGAAGAACUGAACCUGUGAGAAAACCAGCCCCGGAAAAUGAAAGGAGCGACAAUACUCCCGCCUUCAAAGUAGUGAAACUGAAGAGGACCCAGCGCAAACCCACUAUACCAGAAUACGUGGAACCAGCUGAAAAAACAAACCUCAAGGAUGUGAUCAAGACAUUAAAGCCGAUUCCAAGAAGACGGCCUCCUCCCCUGGUAGAAAUCACUCCUAGAGAUAAGCUUCUUAAUGAUAUUCGUCAGAGCAAUGUCGCUUAUCUUAAACCGGUGCCAGUUCCGAAAGAGUUGGAGUAGGACACCCCACUCAGUUGAAGGAAACAACAUGAAAGGAAAAUGACAAUAACGACAACUGCAAAACCACAGACUGUUCAAGUGUUGCUUCAGUUUUUUUAGGGGGCUGUUUCCUUCAGGAGGAAGACAUGAAGAUGUGGGAACAAUGUUAGAGGCAUGUUGGUCUGUAGAAAUGAUGAUUUAAAAGGACAGAAUGGAAACAGUGCAUAUGGUCAAUAAUUCCCAUCUAGUCUCAAGCCAAACAGUCUCCAUCAGCCAGCUGGACUUUUAAUUUCUUUGCAGAAUGGGGUGCAAAGUGGUUACUUUUCUUCCCCUUGUCAAAUUAUGUUGCUAUUUUUUUGAAUAUUCAUUCAGUAAAUCUUAAUGCAAGCAUGUAAUACUCUCUUUUAAACAUACAGAGGCAUGUGGUGUCCUUUUAUGAGGGUCCCCCCCCUCUUCUCCCUCCUCAGUUCUCCUGUGUAGCUGUGUGGAAUGCUUGUCAGCUUCAAAACACUCUUCUUCCCAAACCAUCAUUGCUUUUGUUUUUGUGAGAUGAAGGAU